Siniperca chuatsi (mandarin fish) is the source of this 4867-nucleotide messenger RNA. RefSeq names its product zinc finger, DBF-type containing 2 (gene zdbf2). The transcript has 11 exons. NCBI's taxonomy places the organism in Eukaryota, Metazoa, Chordata, Actinopteri, Centrarchiformes, Sinipercidae. Bases 268 to 2919 code for a protein of 883 amino acids. The record is from RefSeq and is a predicted model, not a curated record. Gene Ontology annotation, molecular function: nucleic acid binding; zinc ion binding.
UCACGCUGCGGCCUGGAAGACUCCCGCCCUGCCGGAGAUUCUGCCGCAGAAGAAGAGUCAGACCGGAAGCUAAACAGAGCGGCGGAGCAGCGCGCGGCGGAAGAAGACUUUGAUCUGUGUGAAAGUUAGCAACAAACAAACAGCUGCAGGCUCAUGGACUCUCCACCUGAAACGCUCACCUGGUUACCGUUGGUUACAGCAUGGAGCGCUCUGAUUGGACGGGUAACUCACUGACUGCACCGCCUCCAGAUUCCAGUCAGCAGCAGGAUGUCAGACUCCUCUGAUGAAGAUGACCAGGGGAAGGCGGAGUCUACUAGCAGGAUGUGGGCGGAGUCUCAGCCGGGUCCGUCCAGGUCUCAGCCCAGCGGACAGGGUUACUGUGGAUACUGCAGAGUCCUCUACAGCAACCUGGACCAGCACCUGUCCAGUCUCAGACACCUGGAUUCUGUCCGGGCGUCCUCCCGAGGCUCCAGCACCGUCUCCUCCACCAGCAGCAGCAGAUCUAAACUAACCUUGCUGGAGCGCUUCCUGCAGGACGUCCUGCAGCACCACCCGCACUGCUACAACGACCCCAGGCCGUCUCACGCUGACCUGCCAUCAGUCUCCGCCCCUCCGUUGCCGAGGGAGGAGCUUGAUGAACUUUGUCUCUCUGACGACGACAGCCGGUCGCUCGGCACACGUGAACACCUGCCUAGCUCUGACGCCGCCUCCUGUCAGCCGGCCAAUCAGCAGGAAGACGCCCGCAUCUGCAGCCAAUCAGGCAAGAGAGUUACAGAGGGGGCGAGUCAGGAGCGGGUGUCUACACCAAUCAGAGAGCAGGAGGAAGGACGGACCACCCCCUCAGGGCAUACACAGGCCCCGCCCCCUGUCCACAGGAAGGCCCACAGGAAGACGAACAGGAGGAAAACCAGCGAGUCCUUGUCCUCCUCACCGCCCCACAGGGGUUCAGGCCCAGGCCGCCGGCCCCCCUCAGAGCUGAGGCCCUCCCUGAGUCUGGGUCUGGGCCCUGGACCCCACCCCCCCUCGGAGCUCAGGCCCUCCCUGAGUCUAGGUCUGGGCCCUGGACCCCACCCCCCCUCAGAGCUGAGGCCCUCCCUGAGUCUGGGUCUGGGCCCUGGACCCCACCCCCCCUCGGAGCUCAGGCCCUCCCUGAGUCUAGGUCUGGGCCCUGGACCCCACCCCCCCUCAGAGCUGAGGCCCUCCCUGAGUCUGGGUCUGGGCCCUGGACCCCACCCCCCCUCAGAGCUGAGGCCCUGGCUGAGCUGGCAGAAGGAGAGGAGGGAGGCUCAUAAAGAGGAGGCCUUCUCCUCGGACCACACGGACCCUCUGGACCCUCUGGACCAGACCAUCGAGGAGGUGAUCCAGAUGUGUUAUUAUGGCGUCAGUUCCACUCCCUGCCAGCAGGAGGAGGCCGAGAGCUUCCACUUCAGCCUCCCCGUCUCCAUGGAAACACAGAGUGACGACUGGGACUCACCUGUACAGGUGGUUUUACAGCGAAGACAAACACUCAGUGACACACAGCCCUCACGCACACCUGUCCAGGUGAGCCAGAUGGAGGAGCAGGACCUCAGCUGUCUGAUGGACGUUAAGGUGGACCUGGAGGACCAGGUGUACUCGUACCAGCUUGAGUCUGCCCUCCACAGUGAGCGGCGAGCAGGGGGCGGGGCCAGGCAGGACGAGGGCUUCUGGACUCUGCCGAUAGAGGAGGUCCUGCCGGCCCCGGCGCAUAUCCCAGAAUCCUUCAGGGGGAAGACCUGGGCCCAGAUCGAACAGGAGGACGAGGAGAAGGUUGAGAAACUGGUUCGACAGUUCAGACGAGAGAGAUUCAUCUGCUACUUCGACACCGAGUCUCUGGCCAGGUACGGUAGGACAAACCAAAACAAGAAGGGGCGUGAUGAUAAAAAGGGGGCGGAGCCAGACACUGGCGUCCUGCCCUUAUUGGACUGUGAUGAACAUGACUCAGCGUACGUCAGAAGGAGGAGGAGAAAGAGGCGGGCCUUCAGGGUGGCGUCCAGGUGUCAGGUGGUGAAAGUCAGUCACAGCACUCAGACUGUUCGAUUGGUCGUCCCAGCUGUCCGUAAACCAGCUUCGGAGGCCCCGCCCACCAGCGUCCCUUCAGCCAAUCAGGAUGUAGCAGAGAGGACUCCCGAUGUGCAGACGUGGCGCUGCCUCCCUCCAUCGUACUCAAACAUCAUAACACCGCUGCAGCCUCGCACCUCUGUGGUCUACCUGCUUUGCUCCCCCGCAGGCCCCGCCCCCACCUACACACCUGCACAAGGCUCCACCCCCAAACGCUGCAGGAAGAAGAGGCGUCCGCUUGACCUGCAGGGGGUAAAGGUCAAAUACAAACGACUUCCUGUCAGGUUCUACGACCCCAGCAGGAACCGCAUCCUGAAGAACCCCCCCAAAGGGUUACUGUGGCACAGAGGCUCCACCCCCUCCAGCCCGCCGCCGCCGUGCGUCCGUCAGCUGUUCAGAAGUCUGAGUCCGGACCUGAACACCGACAGGCCGCCGGGGGAGGGGGCCGCAGGGUCCUCCAGGGUCAAAGGUCAGAGGUCAUCAGACACCGUCUUCAGCCACGGCAACAGUUUCCUCCUGAGCACGCUCAGUAGGGACUCAGCGCAGACUGACAAACGGGACACAGUCAGGAGGCGGGGCAGGACGUCUCAAGCCCCGCCCCCUCACAGCACGUCAGAGCGGGGGAGGGGGGGGAGGAGGGAAAGGACACAAAGGACACAACCCCCACCCUCCAAGAGAAGGACCAGGGCUCAUGCCAUGCCCCCGCAGCCCAGGAGAGAAAGCAUGCGACGGGCAGGACCCAGCAGGAAAGUCCCCGGCUCUACAGGCCCGCCUCACCCUCCCUCACCCCGCCAGGGGAGCGCCAGGAGGGGGCGGGGCUGCAAGAGGGGUCGAAGGUAGCAGGAUACCUGGUCAGGUAGCGGGAUACCUGUAGCAGGAUACCUGUAGCAGGAUACCUGUAGCAGGAUACCUGUUCAGGUAGCGGGAUACCUGUAGCAGGAUACCUGGUCAGGUAGCAGGAUACCUGUAGCAGGAUACCUGUAGCUGGAUACCUGGUCAGGUAGCAGGAUACCUGUAGCAGGAUACCUGUUCAGGUAGCGGGAUACCUGUAGCAGGAUACCUGUAGCGGGAUACCUGGUCAGGUAGCGGGAUACCUGUAGCAGGAUACCUGGUCAGGUAGCGGGAUACCUGUAGCAGGAUACCUGUAGCGGGAUACCUGGUCAGGUAGCGGGAUACUUGUAGCAGGAUACCUGUUCAGGUAGCGGGAUACUUGUAGCGGGAUACCUGUUCAGGUAGCGGGAUACCUGUAGCUGGAUACCUGGUCAGGUAGCGGGAUACCUGUAGCUGGAUACCUGGUCAGGUAGCAGGAUACCUGUAGCAGGAUACCUGUUCAGGUAGCGGGAUACUUGUAGCAGGAUACCUGUUCAGGUAGCGGGAUACCUGGUCUGGUAGCGAGAUACCCGGUCAGGUAGCGAGAUACCUGUAGCAGGAUACCUGUUCAGGUAGCGAGAUACCUGGUCAGGUAGCGAGAUACCUGUAGCAGGAUACCUGUUCAGGUAGCGGGAUACCUGGUCAGGUAGCAAGAUACCUGUAGCGGGAUACCUGGUCAGGUAGCAGCAUACCUGGUCAGGUAGCAGGAUACCUGUUCAGGUAGCAGGAUACACUCAAAGAACUGCUGGGUUGGUUUGACCCAACCAAGGGAGUGAAAUUAACUCUACUGCUGGAUAUUAUAAUAAUAUUACCUUCAUGCUGGAUUAUUACCUGUCUCAUUGCCCUUCUACUUUUAUAUUUAAUGAUAAUAAUAUUAAUAAUAAUAAUAAUAACACCUUUAUUUACAGGUUGGCUCUUUCACACAGCAAAUAUUUCACUAUCCGUGACCCAAAUGACCAAACAUCAGAUUUUAUAAAAAACAAUAUGCACCUCCAGAAAUAGCUAAAAGCUGCAAAGCUCUGUUGCGUUUUGCAUUUCCAGCCGACUGCUUCCUUCCUGUUUCAGGUCCCGGUCUUUAAGCCUCGGACUUCUGGAUCUGAAGUUAUUAAUGAGCCGCAUCUGGGCUCCGACCCGUUAGCUAACUCAUUAAAUGUCACAGAAUUAACAAAAAGUAACCCAACCAGCUGUGAACGAAGCCCUCGCGACCCAACAGUGCGUGUACAGAAACCGCCCGCACUUCUUUGAGCGUACCUGUCCAGGUAAUAUGAACGCCAUGUGGAAGUCUACUGAUGUCACUAAGGCAAUUAAAUCAUCUAAUCAAUCUGAUCAUUUUAAGUUUGUGUGCAAAUGAGAAAACAAGAGAUUUAAAAAGGAAAGCAGCUUUUUAUGUUACACAUGUUCAAACAUGAAAGUUGGAUUUUAUUCAGUUUUUCAUACGUGGAAAGAAAAUAAUGGAAGAUUUAAAGUGUCAGAUGUGAUGAAAAUACAAACCUGAGCUAAAUAUGCAUUCUGUUACACACCAUGAAAUACAAAAUCAUUUGAUUUUAACAUUUUUAUUUUGUCACAUAUUAAAAUAAAAGUGUGAUCUUAAGAUUUUAAUUGUUAGUUAAAGUUGAAUCUUUCACACAUCAUGAAAUCAAACAUGAAACUAAAUGAUGUCUAACAUUUUUAUCUUAAAGAGCAACGUGCACACAAAUGCAAAACGAGACCUGAAUUUGAUUAAAUGAUUUAAUGAUGCUGUUGGCAGCCUGUGUUUCUAACACUAAACACACCUGAAGCUUGUGUCGUCAGGUGAGACGGCCUCUGGUCCCUUUUCUUCAGGUGCUGUUGUUAAUAUCACAACGUUUUAUACCUUUACACUCAUGUUUAUUUAAAUAUCAAUAAGUUCAUGUUGAAUAAACAUCUUUUGUAACCUGAA